Cyphellophora attinorum is the source of this 1299-nucleotide messenger RNA. RefSeq names its product putative transporter. The coding region runs from base 1 to 1299 and encodes 432 amino acids. The transcript is spliced from 3 exons. The record is from RefSeq and is a predicted model, not a curated record. Gene Ontology annotation, cellular component: membrane. Gene Ontology annotation, molecular function: transmembrane transporter activity. Lineage: Eukaryota; Fungi; Ascomycota; Eurotiomycetes; Chaetothyriales; Cyphellophoraceae. Gene Ontology annotation, biological process: transmembrane transport.
AUGGACAAGAUGAACCCCGAAGUUUUCGAGAAGGAGGAAGUUAGACAGGACGAAACGCCCAACAGCAUUGAGUGGACUGAGGAGGAAGAGCGCCGCAUGCGAUGGAAGCUGGAUCUGCGGAUCGUUCCAACUGUUUUCUUCUUGUUCCUGCUCUGCUACAUCGACAGAACCAACAUCGGCAAUGCCCGCAUUGCUGGCAUGCAGACCGACCUGAACCUGACCGGCUACCGCUUUAAUUGGGCGUUGAGCAUCUUCUACUUUGCCUACGUUUUCGUUGAGAUACCGUCGAAUCUGGUCUUGAAGAUCGUUGGUGGAAAGAUCUGGAUUCCAACACUAGUCAUCGGCUUCGGUAUCGUCUCACUUUGCACCGCCUUCGUGAAGAAUUAUGCCGGUCUUCUGGCGCUGCGAUUUUUCCUCGGAAUCUGUGAGGGUGGCGUGCUGCCCGGCAUCGCUUUCUACCUCUCCACAUUCUACCGUCGCAAGGAGCUGUUGUUCAGAGUCAGCAUCAUGAUCAUGGGGAGCUCACUUGCGGGAGCCUUCGGAGGUCUUCUAGCAGCCGCCCUCACACAGAUCCCAGACUGGGGCACGUCCUCAGCAGUCAUACACACAUGGCGAAACAUCUUCUUCUUCGAAGGAUUAGUGUCUGUCCUAGCCGCCUUCCUGGGACUCUGGAUCCUGCCCAAUUCACCAGGCUCCGCCAAGUUUCUUGGCGAACGAGGCCGGCAGAUCGCAGCAGAGAGAAUGCAUCGAGAAUACAAGGAAGCCGACGCAACGGAGAAGGUCCGUGCACGCCACGUCAAGCAAGCGUUGCUGAGUGUCCACGGCACACUCUGUGCGGGAAUGUUUUUCUUCUUGAACAUUGGCCUGGCCUCCUUCUCGGUCUUCUUGCCCACCAUCCUACGAGACCUCGGCUAUACGGCGAUCCAGGCACAGCUCCGGUCUGUCGCGCCAUAUGUGUGUGCUUGCGCCAUGGGCAUUGCAAUUGCAUACUGUUCGGACAGGGCUGGUGUCAGAGGACCUUUCAUCUUUGGUUGCGCGUGUACUUCUGCGAUCGGCUACAUCAUCCUGGUCGCAUCAGACAGCGCGGUCGCGAAGUAUGCUGCGGUGUUCCUGUCAGCGAUGGGCAUGUUCGCUGCAGGGCCGAUCAUCAUCAGUUGGGGGCUGAACAACUCUGCUGGGCCUUCAGUGCGAAGCGUCACCAGUGCGUACAUCGUCGCAACAGGCAACUGUGCUCCACCAUUGCCGUCUGGACGUAUCUUCCAUUCAUGGCGCCAGCCUAUACCCUGGGUCACGCGCUGA